GCGCGUGUCUGCUGAACUGAACGCGUCCAUGGUCCCGUCAACACAGCCGCGCCCGCUCCUUCCGGUUGCUGCGUCAGAGCGUCAAAUUUAUUUAUUUGGCUUCGGAAGGCCAUCAAAUCUCUUGGAAUUACCUCUAAUACUUCCUUAUCAGGCAUUGGACGGUAGCUCAAUACCCGUGUGCCACCAUGACGGCCUCAACGCCAGCCACGCCCGCCGCGAACAAGGAGAAUGCCGUGCCCCGUAGCCGCUUCCCAACACCGCAGUCUGUCGACCGCCUACAUAGACCGUUCAAAUGCCCCGGUUCUGCCACACGCACCGUCGCGACCGACCGCCCGGCUCGGAAGCGGAGAAGGGUCGAUUACGGGGGUGCCGACGGGGAGGCAGAUGCUGACAAGCCCUACACCAAUGCGGACCGUCUUGCUCUCGCGAACCGAGAUGCCAACCGGUUUCCUGUGUUCCAAGCCAAGGAUAAGGAUAAGAUCUUUCGCAAGGCCUUUUCCGUUCCCUUUGUCAACAAGGACAAUGCCGCAUACAAUCCGAACCGCCCCCCUCCAACCUUGGGAUUGAGACAGGGUGCAGUCUUCAUCGCCAAGCCCCUGCACGAUCCAUGUGGCGAGUUUGCUAUUGUGCUCCACGACCCGACAGUCGACGACAGGCCCAAAGAGACGGCCAAGCUCGAAGAAAAACAACAGGAAGUCGAACCGGCAUCAAAGAUUGAUGCGCCGCUGAUGCACAAGAGUCUCGCCGAGAUUCUCGGGAUCAAGAAGAAGGUUGAGGGCGAGCAUCCAAGGGUCCCAGUUGUCAUCGACCCAAGGCUUGCCAAGGUGCUCCGACCCCAUCAGAUCGAGGGUGUCAAGUUCAUGUACCGAUGCGUGACGGGCAUGAUCGAUGAAAAGGCAAACGGGUGCAUCAUGGCGGACGAAAUGGGUCUCGGAAAGACGCUACAAUGUAUCACCCUUCUCUGGACCCUGCUGAAGCAGUCUCCCGAUGCCGGCAAGUCCACGAUCCAGAAGGCUAUCGUUGCCUGCCCUUCGAGUUUGGUGCGGAACUGGGCGAACGAGCUGGUCAAGUGGUUGGGGGCUGACGCCAUCACGCCUUUCGCUAUUGACGGCAAGGCGUCGAAGGAGGAACUCACCCGCCAGCUUCGCCAAUGGGCCAUUUCCACUGGUCGUUCCGUCACCCGCCCGGUCAUAAUCGUGUCAUACGAAACCCUUCGUCUUAAUGUCGAAGAGCUCAAGAAUACGCCCAUCGGCUUGAUGCUUUGUGACGAGGGCCAUCGUCUAAAAAACGGAGACAGCCAGACUUUCGGUGCCUUGAACAACCUGAAUGUCUCACGACGCGUCAUUCUGUCUGGUACCCCGAUCCAGAACGAUUUGUCCGAGUACUUCGCCCUCAUCAGCUUUGCAAAUCCGGAUCUUCUAGGGACCCGGUUGGAAUUUCGCAAGCGCUUUGAGCUUCCUAUUCUACGUGGACGUGACGCCGAUGCCUCCGAGGCCGAUCGAAAACGCGGCGACGAAUGCCUUGUUGAGCUACUCGCCAUUGUCAACAAGUUUAUCAUCCGCCGCACCAACGACAUCCUGUCCAAGUACCUUCCAGUCAAGUACGAGCACGUGGUGUUCUGCAAUCUGGCACCCUUUCAACUGGCGCUCUAUAACUACUUCAUCACCUCCCCCGAUAUCCAGGCACUCCUCCGAGGCAAGGGUUCCCAGCCGCUCAAGGCCAUCGGCAUGCUCAAAAAGCUCUGCAACCACCCCGACCUCUUGGACCUUGUGGCCGACCUCCCGGGUUGCGAGAAGUACUGGCCGGCCGACUACGUCCCUAAAGAAGCCCGCGGUCGCGACCGUGACAUCAAACCGUGGUACUCGGGCAAAAUGCAGGUCCUUGCCCGCAUGCUUGCCCGCAUCCGCGCCGACACCAACGACAAGAUUGUGCUCAUCAGCAAUUACACUUCUACCCUCGACCUGUUCGAGCGCCUCUGCCGAUCUAACAACUACGGCUGUUUGCGCCUCGAUGGCACAAUGAACGUCAACAAGCGCCAGAAGCUUGUGGACAAGUUCAAUGACCCGGACGGUCCCGAGUUCGUUUUUCUGCUCUCCUCAAAGGCGGGCGGCUGCGGCCUCAACUUGAUCGGCGCCAACCGUCUCGUCCUCUUCGACCCUGAUUGGAACCCGGCCGCCGACCAGCAGGCGCUCGCCCGUGUGUGGCGUGACGGCCAGAAGAAGGACUGCUUUGUCUAUCGCUUCAUCGCCACGGGCACGAUCGAGGAGAAGAUCUUCCAGCGGCAGAGCCACAAGCAGAGCCUGAGCUCCUGCGUCGUCGACUCGGCCGAGGACGUGGAACGCCAUUUCAGCUUGGACAGCCUGCGCGAGCUGUUCCAGUACCGGGCCGACACCAGGAGCGACACGCACGACACCUUCAAGUGCAAGCGCUGCCGCCCGGACGGCAAGCAGCACAUCAAGGCCCAGGCCAUGCUCUAUGGCGAUACCAGCACGUGGAAUCACUUUAUCAACGAGGGGCUCAAGGUGAUCCAGGACCAUUUGCUUAAGCAGGAGUGUGGGGCGGAGGAGGUCAGCGCCGUGUUUCAGUACAUUUCCCACUGAGCACUUAAUGUAGCGUUAUUGAUGCAAGUUGGCGUUUGGUGUGUUUUUGGGUGUAUUGUUGCUGUUGUGGGGUUUGCUUCGGGGAUUGAACGUUGUUGGUGUGCCGCUGCGGGAAAACGCAUUCGGGUUCCAGCCAAAAAUGAUAGAUGACAAGAUGAUCACAGCAAGCGAGUUUUGCGAAAUUGAG
Molecule: messenger RNA, 2787 nt
Organism: Chaetomium fimeti
Lineage: Eukaryota; Fungi; Ascomycota; Sordariomycetes; Sordariales; Chaetomiaceae
Product: P-loop containing nucleoside triphosphate hydrolase protein
Exons: 2
Coding region: 186-2600 (804 amino acids)
Biological process (GO): reciprocal meiotic recombination; double-strand break repair via synthesis-dependent strand annealing
Cellular component (GO): nucleus
Molecular function (GO): ATP binding; ATP-dependent chromatin remodeler activity; hydrolase activity, acting on acid anhydrides
Source: RefSeq, a predicted model, not a curated record